AUGAAUCCUUCCACCGCUUCCGACGAUGGUGAUCUGGCCGAGUCCUCGUACGAGUUCAUUAACACGGAUGACGAUUUGGAGAGCCAGGACGACCGCGCCACCGAGGCUACCGAGGCAGAGUCUCUGAGCUCUUUCGACUACGCCCGACCCGAUGACGUUCAUAGUCUGGACGGCAUCGAGCGGACAGAUACCGAAGACGAGGAUGAAGACGACGAGGACGAUGUUGCAGAGGACAGGUCCAGAGCUUCCUCUAUCCAAUACGCCGAGCAGAGCCUCAUGAACCCCUCCUCCCGCGUAGCCACACCCCCUCUGGAUCAUGCUUCUUUUUUCGAAACCCAAAGCCCCAUUUGCGUCAAGCCUGUGGAAGUCAAGCACGUCACCCACCACUUUUCGGAGCCCAACCCACGCCAGAUAUCCUCCAUAUCCGUUCGCCGUACCAUGGCCCAAUCAUCCCUCGAUGUUAAGGGCCCUUUCCGAAUCCUGUACAACGGCGACUCGGCAGCCGAGCACGAGAUUAUUCAAAAGUUCUCAUCGGCCUUGGCGGCUUCUACAUCACAGGAGCACUUUCUUGCUAAUUCCCUCAGUGUCCAGUACUACGACGCUGAGGAUGUUUCUGUCCCUCACGUCGCUGUUUUCUACAUCACCAAGGAUGAUGAUGAGACAAGCCAGAGCAUCCGCGAGGCGGCUUGGACAACGAUGCACGAGCGUGCCGUCCCUUGCGUCUUCGUCUCCGACACGGAGCUGUUCCAACAGCUAACCGAGAACUGGAAUGACAGGAUCGAUCCUCACGUCAUUCAUCAGUUUGUUGAGUUCUCUGACCCCGAGCUUGAGCCACUCAGACUUCCAAUCGACCUCAAGUCUUUCAAGGAGAUUGAUGCUCGUCAGCUGAACUACAACCUCGCUUAUCUCACUGGUCUCUCCAAGACUGCAGUUGAACUUGAGACGAGCAGGUAUGCGGAUCUCUACGGCCACUCUAUGAAGAUGGUUCGCAACUAUGCUCGGUACCUCGCCCCCAAGCUGGAAGACUUUGACGUCUGGACUGCUGUCCAAUACUCUGUCAUUUCGGGCAUCGUCUUUGCGGCUCUCCUGCUCGGCAACUGGCAUAUGGGAGGUUCUUCAAGCAUCGUACCAGCUGUCUCGACAACCACACCUGCACCACCGAUGUCUACAACCCCAGUUGCUGUGUCCACUUCGACCGUCAUCAUCAAUCUCACCUCGUCGACAGUUCGGGCUCCUCAACUGAAAACCACCCACAGCAGCGCCGUCGCGCCAUUCGCAGAGCUGGCAGACUUCUUCGCUGACAAGCUCCCAGAGUCUCAGAAGGGCUUUGUGUGCUCAGCCGAGAAAUACAGCCACAAUGAGAUCCUUGUCAAAAUCCCCUCGGGCACCAAGACCUCCUGGCUUGCCAAGGACUCUAUCUCGAUUCGCGCUCUCAAAGGCGACAGAUCUGUUAAGACCAAGUUGUCGUCGACGGACGAGGGUAUCCUCAUCGAGAUCCCCAAGAGGGAAGCCCACGGCGUUCUCACAAUUACCGUCAAUACCACACGGAAGCCCAAGGUCAAUGAGACCUUCUCCAUCGACUUCGGCAAGACAAUUUUGGGCCAGUGCUUUGGAUAUGGCAAGUCGGUGGCUAAUGUAUUCCAAGACGCUGCUCAUCGUGGAGUAGAGCAGGUCAUUGCUUUGGGGUCCUUGAAAACUUCGGUUGUGGAUGACAUUAGAGAAAUGUCCACGCGAAUCAGCGAAGACGCGGCCAAGACUGCGAACUACGUCAAAACCUCCUGGAACCCUGCAGCUCUGGCAGCGACAUGGCAAGGUCUUCGUCAUUCUCGCCAGACUAAGGACACCUUGGACUGGCUGGAUAUUAAGCAUAAGACAGCACAGAUCCAGUCCCGACUCUGGUGGUUGAAGAUCAGCCAACAGGCAGAGAAGUACGACAACUACCUCAUGAAGGCCAAGAAGUAUCUUUCGGACAAGAAGGCGACGGCCGAAAAGUCCAGCAAGGAACGCUUCGACAGAGAGAGGAUGGAGCUGCGAGCCCGCCGAAAGCAGGAGCGUCUGGAGGCUAGGUGCCAGUCGGGCUUCUCCCGCUGGACGCAGCAGUGCAAGCAGCAGGCCUAA
This is a messenger RNA of Colletotrichum karsti, 2118 nucleotides long. RefSeq lists its product as uncharacterized. NCBI's taxonomy places the organism in Eukaryota, Fungi, Ascomycota, Sordariomycetes, Glomerellales, Glomerellaceae. The coding region runs from base 1 to 2118 and encodes 705 amino acids. The transcript has a single exon. The record is from RefSeq and is a predicted model, not a curated record.